Messenger RNA from Paramecium octaurelia, 1126 nucleotides. Lineage: Eukaryota; Ciliophora; Oligohymenophorea; Peniculida; Parameciidae. The record is from the annotation of a GenBank genome assembly.
AUGAAAAGGAAAAUUUUUCUUGUUUUAACAAUUAUUGCCUCAUUUAUUGGAUACUUGAGAUAAAUUUAAAUUAACGAGUAAGUUCAAAGACUUCAGUUCGCACCAGAAGUCACUACACCUGGCGAUGUAUUGAGGGAUGGGAAAUUAGUUGUAAACGGGUUUGCAAGAAGAGACAUUAGGAAAUUUGAUUCUUCCUAAAUAUCUUUACUAAAUCGAUUAUUUCGAUUCAAGUAAUGGGAUUAUUUCCAUUUGACAACAUCCGAAGUUUAUAUAGCCGUAGCCUUUGUGGAUUUAGGAUACGUCCAAAGCAUCUAAUUUACAUUUUAUUCGGUGAAAGAUAACUACUUCAUCCAUAAGGAUAAAGUGGUCUAUCCAUUCUAAUCUAGACAAUUCACUUUAGAAGAUGACUGCACUCUCAAAGGUAAUUUAACAAGAACAUUUAAAUCUGAUGCCAUCAAUGUCGAAUACAAGGGAUGGUUACAUAAUGGUGUUGAAAUGAGAGGAAUUUAAAUUACUUUUGACGGAUUUGAAGCCUCCUUUGUUAUGGAAUCACAUUAACAAGAUGAUCUCUUCAUUUUGAAGCCUUUUACUCAAGAAGGAGAUAAGUUUUUCUACAGCAGAAAAGCCUAUGGAUGGCAUUCAUAUGGUUAAAUUAAAUAUAAUUAAUAAAUCCACAAAUUUACAAAGGCAAAUGCUGGUAUGGACUACGGAAGAGGAAUCUUCAAUUAUGCAACAUUCUGGUUAUGGGUCUCAGGUAUGGGAUUCUCAUAGGAUCAUAGAAUCGGAUUUAAUUUGGGAGCUGCUGGAGACAAUGUUAAAGGUAAGGAAACAUCAGAUGAGGGUAUAUUCAUAGAUAACUAAUUGUACGUUCUUAGUGAUCUAGAGUAUAGUUUUGAUUUGAAUGAUCUUGAAAAAAUUAUAACUGUCAGAGGAAAAGAUUUUUAUUUAGAAUUUGUUCCCAAAACCACUCAUCUUUUCACUGAAGAUUUAUUAUUGAUAGACGUUAAGUUUAGACAGUUGAUAGGAGUAUUCAAUGGAAAAUUUAAGGAUAUUGAAUUUUCAAAUAUUGUUGGUCUUGUUGAACUCAACAGAGCAAAAUGGUGAUAUAUCAAAUAAGAAUAUUAAA